Perca flavescens (yellow perch) is the source of this 1293-nucleotide messenger RNA. Its product is annotated as fibulin-7. The transcript is spliced from 8 exons. NCBI's taxonomy places the organism in Eukaryota, Metazoa, Chordata, Actinopteri, Perciformes, Percidae. The record is from RefSeq and is a predicted model, not a curated record. Gene Ontology annotation, molecular function: calcium ion binding. Bases 1 to 1293 code for a protein of 430 amino acids.
AUGAUUUCUCAGGACUGCCCUAGUAGACAGGAAAUACAGGGCUCUCUAAAGCAAGUCCAGAAGCUUCUCUCAGCCCAUGAAGCCUCUUACUUGCAGAGUCUUCGCAACCUAAAGAAGAAAAUAAACGUGUUGCAGAGCAGCACGGGGAAGCAGACCACAAGAGUAAUCAACAGUACCUGCCCAAAACUGGACGCGCCUAUCAAUGGGAGGAAACUCGGCAAGUCACACGGCGUGGGCCAUGAGGUUCACGUUCUGUGUGACCCUGGUUAUGAGCUUGUUGGAUCAGAGAGCAGGGUUUGUCAGGAGAGCCUGACCUGGAGCGGCCAGCAGCCCACCUGCCGAGACAUCAAUGAGUGUGCAUCCUCUCCGUGCCAGAACGGUGGGACAUGUGUGGAUGAAGUUAACCACUUCUCUUGUGUCUGUGCCAAAGGCUGGGCUGGAGCUACCUGCCAGAGCCCCACGCCAACAUUCUUUGUCACCAUGACAAACACCUCUGCCGCCACCUCCCCUGCCACCGCUGCUGCUGCUACCUUGCCGGCUGCCACCACUGGGCCCUUUGUCCGUCCAUCACGUUGCACUAUCGUGCAGGGGACCACCCACUGCACCUGUGAGCCAGGAUACACCAUCUCUGGCAGGGACAGCAACACCUGCACUGAUAUAGAUGAAUGUGAGCUGUUUCAUAAUGGCCAGGCUGGGAGACUGUGUUUACAUACUUGUGUUAACACUCCUGGAGGCUACCGCUGUUCCUGUCCCGUUGGAUACAAUGUGACCCGCGAUGGACGCAGCUGUAAAGACAUUGAUGAGUGUGCCACCAGACAGAAUAACUGCACAAAGGAUCAGAUGUGCAUUAAUACGUAUGGCGGUUUCCAGUGUGUCCGGGUGGACUGUCCCAAAAUCCCUAAUGCUACAUAUGUCAAGACGUCGCCUAUGCGUUGUGAACGUAACCCCUGUCCUGUGGACAACAAGGCAUGUUCUCAGACCCCAAAUUCCUUCUCCUACCAUUACCUGGCUGUAGUGUCCAACCUGUCAGCUCCUCGCGUCAUGUUCAGGGUCUCAGCAUUACGUCCAAUGGGUGACACGCUUCGCUUCUCCCUGCUGGGGGGAAGGCAAGCUCGGCGCCACUUCACAGUCCAGCGUUCAGACCGUGUGACAGGUCAGCUGAUGCUGGUGAGCCCCGUGCAGGGCCCUGCCACGCUGGAGGCAGAAGUGGAGAUGAGCGAGCUGGAGAGACGAGUCCAGCUGGGGAGGUACAUUACCAAAGUCACCAUGUUUGUUUCCCAGUAUGAGUUCUAG